Ambispora gerdemannii is the source of this 147-nucleotide messenger RNA. NCBI's taxonomy places the organism in Eukaryota, Fungi, Glomeromycota, Glomeromycetes, Archaeosporales, Ambisporaceae. The record is from the annotation of a GenBank genome assembly.
AUGUUAGAGCAAGGGUAUAACUAUGGAAUCAGAACUGGUCGACCGAUUGACGGUCAACAAAUUGGAGAAAUCCAUAGUCGCGGACGGCAAGUAGUUGGUAUAGGCUCUACUCACGCCCACGGAACUCGUUACACACUCAAAGGCAGA